AUGGCAAAAGCAAUCGCCAUUACAUUUAUUGUUGUAAUCGUAACCGAGGCAAUCGUCAUCAUCAUAGGAAACACGUUCACCAUUUUUGUCUUCUGGACUCAGAGAUUCCAUCUCAAGCGAAUUUGUUUUCUACUGAUCAAUCUCGCGGUGGCUGAUCUACUUGUGGGAAUAGCAGAACCCAUUGUCCUCGGAGCCGAUACAUUUGACAAAAUGGUAUCGCUUGGAAAAAAGGAAGGCAAAAUAAUCAUUCUUUCAACUGCUUUUCAAGUCCUUGGUUCAAGUACAUCGGUGUUCUUUCUUGCCAUAAUCUCACUGGAACGAGUUUUCGCCGUGUUGUGUCCUCUUCGUCACCGGGUAACAAGUAUUCGCCCUUACAUUUGUAGCAUCUUUAUGAGCUGGGCAGCUGGAUUCUGUCUGGCUGGGAUCUUCUUAUUAGAUACAUACCACAGAGAAGUCGGUAGGUUGUAUGCUGCUGUGGUUAUUCAUUCGUGCCUUUUGGUAUCUGGGUUGGUUAUCUGUGGAAGUUACCUCACGAUCCGUAGUCGACUGCGCUCUGCACCACGUGAUCUUCAGGUGCACAACCGAAAUUUAACUGAGCGGAAUUUACGACUUUCUAGGACAUUGUUUAUAGUAGUUGCUGUGUCACUUGCGUUUUGGCUGCCAGGUUUUGUAGCGUACGUCUUAAGAGAGUUCUGCUGGGAAUGUAUCUCUCCGCCAAUAGCGUCGACGGUAAAUGUCCUGCGCUUGGCAAAUUCCAUGGUGAAUCCAUUCGUUUACAGUUUUAGAAUGCCAAUAUUUAAAGAUGCCUUUAAGAAGCGCAGGAGAAAUAUUAGAAGAACCACUGAGUUAAGAGCUGUUAGAGUAAAUACAUCGAGUAAAGAUCAUGAAACGGGCCUGUAG
Messenger RNA from Orbicella faveolata, 900 nucleotides. RefSeq names its product trace amine-associated receptor 1-like. NCBI's taxonomy places the organism in Eukaryota, Metazoa, Cnidaria, Anthozoa, Scleractinia, Merulinidae. The record is from RefSeq and is a predicted model, not a curated record. Gene Ontology annotation, biological process: G protein-coupled receptor signaling pathway. Gene Ontology annotation, molecular function: G protein-coupled receptor activity. Gene Ontology annotation, cellular component: plasma membrane.